CAUAUUUAAAUGUUAUAUUUGUCCCUUCGGGGACAUCCGAUAAAAUUGGAACGAUACAGAGAAGAUUAGCAUGGCCCCUGCGCAAGGAUGACACGCACAAAUCGAGAAAUGGUCCAAAUUUUUCUUUCUCAAAAAAAAUGACACUACCAUAUUAAAAAAAAUUCAUAGUCAUUUAGCGAAUGAAGGAAAAUAAAUAGAUAUAUAAAAUUAAGUCCUCAUUUAGCGGUCUUUCCUGUUUCUGUUACAUCCAAUUGUCCGGAUAAAGAAAUUAAGAAAAAACGAAAAAACCAUAGUCUAAUUCAAGAAACACACACAAUACACAAAAGAGGAAGAAAGAAAAAAAACACGAUCUCUAGGUCUUGUUCAUCCGUGUUUCAGAUCUAGUGGUCGGGAAUUCGAAUGGAUCAAAGAACAGGUGAUCCAAGAAUAUACAUCGUCACUCUUCUCUUUCUUUCAUGCAUCCUCACAGGAGGAGUCCUUCUCGGGCUUUACCUCGUCCAACAUGAUCCAAAUCCUCUGUUUCUACAAGCGGGUAUGUUCUUCGUUGGUAUCCCAUGGUUCUUCUGGUUCUUGGCUUACAUCUACUCUUGUCUCCUCAAGCCUUGCAUCCUCUCCAUAAGCCAAAGAGUUUCCAGAUUCGAUCCUGAGAAAGGCGGGGAGGAGGAGGAGAAAAACAAUAAAAGCAUCACGGAAAUCGUCAUGUCGGAUUCACAUCCCGUGGCUGCGGUGGAGCCGAGGAAUUCGCCGAGGGACGGAGAGAAGCACGUGCAGUUCGGGAAUGUGGUGGUUCUUGGAGAUGAAGGAGGAGUAAAAGCAGCAGAAGAGGAGGAGGAGGAGGAUCUAAAUGAAAGAAGUACUAAUAAACUGAUUCCGGAUCAUAUGAGAAUGGGAGACGAAGAUCAUCAAGAACAUCAUGAUGAGAGUGGCGUUGAUAAGGAUUGCGAUAGAACUCCUUUGAGAUUAUCCGUGGGGAACAGAUGAUUUGAUGAUACUGAAUGAUCAGGAACUGAUCGUCUUUUUGGGUUGUUAACUAUGGUUUGAACAGAGAGGAAAGGCUUUGAAAAAGCUGAACCCUAAUAGACGUGUGAGACAAGGAACAUUGUUUUUGAGUAUGAACUUAAGUAACAUGUGAAAGUCCAUAGAAGAUUUUGUUUUGUUUUAGCUUUCUUUCUAUUGUUCUUCUGGUUUUGGAUGAAUUCAGAAAAUAAUCAAUAACAAAAAAAAAAA
Molecule: messenger RNA, 1227 nt
Organism: Brassica napus (rape)
Lineage: Eukaryota; Viridiplantae; Streptophyta; Magnoliopsida; Brassicales; Brassicaceae
Exons: 1
Coding region: 400-981 (193 amino acids)
Source: RefSeq, a predicted model, not a curated record